AUGUCCACGGACGAUCACGAAUAUCCCGAAGCGGAGCUGGUGACUGAGGCCGGGCCACAGUGGCUCCGCGCUGAGGUCGAGCGACUUUCCCGGGAGCUCCGCGACACCACCCACGAGAAGAUCCAGGCUGCGGAGUACGGUCUGGCGGUGCUGGAGGAGAAACAACUGCUCCAGCAAAGAUAUGAGGAGCUGGAGGCAGAAUACGAGUCUGUCAGACAGGAACUACACCAGCUCAAGGAGGCCUUUGGACAGGCUCACUCAACUCACAGGAAAGUGGCCGCAGACGGGGAGAGCCGGGAGGAGUCUCUGAUCCUGGAGUCAGCCAGUAAAGAGGCUCUGUACCAGCAGAAAGUCCUGGAGCUGCAGAAUGAGCUGCGGCAGACCAAAGCCUCGCUCACCAAUGCCCUGGCAGAAAAUGACCGCCUCUCAUUGAUCACCCUGGAGAUGAGAGAGAAUUCAGAGCUUGCAGACCUGCAGCGUACUCAAAUGCGUGAUGAUAUCAGAGAGUAUAAAGUGCGAGAAGCUCGACUGCUACAGGACUAUAGCGAGUUGGAGGAGGAAAAUAUUUCUCUUCAGAAGCAAGUGUCUGUCUUGAAACAAAACCAGGUGGAGUUUGAGGGCCUCAAACAUGAAAUCCGUCGCAUGGAAGAGGACUCCCAGUGUCAGCACAGUCAAACUGAGGAGGCCAUUCAUCUGAGAGAGAUCGCUGAGCGGCAGCUGGCCGAGGCCUUAGAGACGAUAAAGACCGAACGUGAGCAGAAGGCCAGUCUUCGAAAAGAACUCUCCCACUAUAUGACCAUCGGGGGGUCGGUCUACAACAGCUCAUUUAAUAUAUCUAUAGACAACCUGAAGCUUCAUGAUGACCCCUCAGCUACAGAGCCUGACAAUGAUGACCUUAUCAGUGGUUUUGAAAAUGGAUUGGUCAAAACUGGUGAAGGGGACGAUGCUAACAAAAGAGAUGGCUUCAAACCUGCUCCCAGCUUAGUGGAUGACUUACUGAGCGAACUCAACAUAUCAGAGAUUCAGAAGCUCAAACAGCAGCUUGUACAGGUGGAGCGAGAGAAGGUUUCCUUGAUCAGUUCUCUUCAGGAGAGUCAGAAGCAGCUGGAGCAGGCCUAUGGCACUGUGUCUGAGCAAAAGGAGACAGUCAACAGGCUGACAGAGAACCUGAGCGCCAUGAGGAAACUCCAUGCCAGCAAAGAGCGUCAGUCGGCUCUGGACUCUGAAAAAGACCGGGACAGUCACGACGAUGGAGAGUACUAUGAGCUGGACAUCAACGGGCCUGAGAUCCUCAAGUGCAAAUACACUGUGGCCAUGUCUGAGGCAGGGGAACUGAGACAGGAACUGAAAAGCAUAAAGGCAGAAUAUGAGCAGUGUCGAAGCCAGUAUGAGGUGGAGCGUGGACGACUGGAAGGCACGGUCCAGGAGCUGAGGGCCAGUCUGGCCUCUCUAGAGAAGAUCAGCCAGGCGGAUAAAGCCCUAGUCGCCCGCCUGGAGAAAGAGCUGCAUGUGGCCACUGAGGCUGCGGGAGAGUCUCUGGGAAGCCUCAACAUCGCCCAGGAUGAGCUCAUAGCAUUCAGUGAAGAGCUUGCAAACCUUUACAACCACGUCUGCAUGUGCAACAAUGAAACCCCGAAUCGUGUCAUGCUUGACUAUUAUAAAGAGGGAAAAGCCUUGGUCCGAAGAGGUCAAGAAGGAAAAGAACUCACUAAUGGUCUGACUGAGUCAGCUGCUGAUCAGCGGCCAGAGCCCAUGAACAUCUAUAACCUGGUAGCAAUCAUUCGGGAUCAGAUCCGCCACCUUCAGCAAGCUGUGGACCGCACCACGGAGCUGUCCCGCCAGAGACUGGCCAAUCUAGAGCUGAGCUCAGUAGCAGACAAAGACAAAGAGGCUUGCAUGGAAGAAAUCCUCAAACUGAAGUCUCUGCUGAGCACUAAACGAGAACAAAUUGCAACUCUUAGAGCAGUCCUAAAGGCUAACAAACAGACAGCUGAGGUUGCUUUGGCAAACCUAAAGAGUAAGUACGAAGGUGAAAAGGCGAUGGUGACUGAGACCAUAACGAAGCUUCGCAAUGAACUGAAGGCUCUUAAAGAAGAUGCUGCCACAUUCUCCUCUCUGCGAGCCAUGUUUGCUACAAGGUGUGAUGAGUAUGUUACUCAACUGGAUGAUAUGCAGAGACAACUUGCUGCAGCCGAAGAUGAGAAGAAGACCCUAAAUUCACUGUUGCGAAUGGCCAUUCAGCAGAAACUGGCCUUAACACAGCGACUCGAAGAUUUAGAGUUUGACCACGAACAGGCACGUCGCAACAGUGCCACAGUAGCAGCAGGCAAGGGCAAAAAGGGAAAAGGAGCCAGCCACAAGUAAAUAUGUCUUCCCAAGAUCAGAGUCCAGGUUCCUGUGCAUCUGGUUCUUUUGUUUUCUUACAGUAUUCGUCAAGUCACUUUCUAAAGUGCCAAAGUGGUUUGCCUUCCAGCUCUCAGUUGUUCGACACUCAUAUGACAGAGAGUGAAUGAUUUCGUAUUGCCUAAACUGAGCACUUUAAAAAAAACAAAAAAAAACAAACAAACACAUUUUUAUUUUGAACUAAUAAUGCCACUUAUGAGUAUUAUGUCGUUUUGACUUUUUAUGCCAUAUAUAUCAUGACAUUCUUGAGAAUAUAACAUAUUUAUUUUAUUUUUGUUAACUAAUAAGGAAUAUUCUGUGGAAUACCUUUAAGACCUGCCAUUUCAGAUGCUCUUCUGCCUUAACUCUUUUCCUUAAAGCCUUCUUGUGACCGGUUUCCUUAUCACUGCCUGGAAACAAAAAGAUUUUAUGAAGCAAAUGUGAUAAAUCUCAAAAAAUAAAAAAAUAAAAAUCUAUUUAUAGCUUUUACAUAAGGUUUUAAACACAAAUGUUCACAUUUGUUUUGUAUAAAUUAUUUUAAUGUUAUAGAUGGAAGAGCUGUUACAUAUCAACUUGUUAUAAAUAAGGAAAACAUUAUUUAAAAAUGUUUAUGCUACAAGUGUCAACAGUAUUUCGUAUUGUCCAUGAAGGAGAGAUGUUAUAGAUGUUUUACUUUUUAUAAUUUUCUAACAUUUUGCCAAUACUCUUGCAGUGCCCAGUUUGUUGAAAAAGCACAAUGACACAUAGUAAUAAUAAUAAUAAUAAUAAUGCUAUGCUAUAAUUGUCACACUAGUUUCAAAUGUCCCCUAACAUUUGAGUUCUUUACAUUUGAGUUCUUUACAUUUGUAUGUUUUACUACAACUGCAACUGUAUUUAUUUCAUUGCCCCUUUUUUCCACAAGGUUUGAGCUGAGUGACCUGGUAAACCACUUGAAAGAUUCAUGUCUGUGUCUGGCAUCUGUGGUAAUAGCCUACUUAUGUGUCAUUAUGUGUCAUGUGAAAUAAAUCUAAUUUUCAUU
Molecule: messenger RNA, 3400 nt
Organism: Periophthalmus magnuspinnatus
Lineage: Eukaryota; Metazoa; Chordata; Actinopteri; Gobiiformes; Gobiidae
Gene: bicd2b
Product: bicaudal D homolog 2 (Drosophila)
Exons: 8
Coding region: 1-2364 (787 amino acids)
Biological process (GO): microtubule anchoring at microtubule organizing center; protein localization to organelle; regulation of microtubule cytoskeleton organization
Cellular component (GO): cytosol; Golgi apparatus
Molecular function (GO): dynein complex binding; dynactin binding; cytoskeletal adaptor activity
Source: RefSeq, a predicted model, not a curated record